AUUAUUUUGUGUUCUCCUUAUGCUUGCUUUCAAUUAAUUGUUACAUUGCUGAAUCAAAUUCUGCUGCAUUUAUGCAGGAAAAAAUGGUUCAUGUUGGCUUUUUCCUUCUGGGGUGUCUCUCCAUCAUGAUCUCAUAUGCUAAUGGUUAUGUCACCAAUUGGGGUUGGAACAAUGCACAUGCCACAUUCUACGGUGGAAGUGAUGCUUCUGGGACAAUGGGUGGAGCUUGUGGCUAUGGAAACCUGUAUAGCCAAGGGUAUGGAACUGACACAGCAGCCCUUAGCACUGCACUGUUCAACAAUGGCUUGAGUUGUGGCUCAUGCUACCAAAUCAAAUGUGCAAAUGACCCACAGUGGUGCCUCCCUGGCACCAUUGUAGUCACUGCCACUAAUUUCUGCCCCCCUGGUGGAUGGUGUGACCCUCCCAAUCACCAUUUUGAUCUUUCUCAACCUGUUUUUCAGCAAAUUGCUCAGUACAAAGCUGGUGUUGUUCCUGUAGUUUACAGAAGGGUAAGGUGCAGAAGAAGGGGUGGAAUCAGGUUCAGCAUCAAUGGUCAUUCAUACUUCAACUUAGUCCUUGUGACUAAUGUUGGAGGGGCUGGUGAUGUGCAUUCUGUGGCCAUCAAAGGUUCAAGGAAUAGGUGGCAAGCCAUGUCAAGGAAUUGGGGCCAAAACUGGCAGAGCAAUUCCUACCUUAAUGGACAGAGUCUCUCCUUUUUGGUCACCACAAGUGAUGGCCGCAGUGUCCUCUCAUACAAUGCUGCACCACCAAGUUGGUCCUUUGGACAGACCUACACCGGAAGGCAAUUCCGCUACUAACCAACCUUUUUCUUUCAUGGAACAUCAUUCUCAUAUUGUUUGUUACUGCCACCAACACAUGCAUCAAGAAGAAAAGGACUACGGCAUAGGUUAACAGUGUAAAUGUGUCAAUAUUGAGCCACAAAAUAGUGUGCUUUAGUUUAAUUUAGUUUUUUUUAUCUGAUACCUUGGUUUAUGCCAAGUUAGCCUCAAGGGUGCUACUUGUGUUUGUUUGCCUUUGGCAAAUGGGAUUCUGGCUCUAUUCAGUAAGACCAACUUAAAUAAUAAUAAUAAUAAAGUAUAUUUUUAUUUUACUUCAA
Molecule: messenger RNA, 1117 nt
Organism: Vigna unguiculata (cowpea)
Lineage: Eukaryota; Viridiplantae; Streptophyta; Magnoliopsida; Fabales; Fabaceae
Product: expansin-A10-like
Biological process (GO): plant-type cell wall organization
Cellular component (GO): extracellular region
Source: RefSeq, a predicted model, not a curated record